CCCCGGCGCCGGCGCCCAAGCUCCACCCCUUGCCGGGCCGCCCCCUCCGCGUCUGCAGGGCGAGCUCGCCCAGCUCUGCGGACGCCGCCGCCUUCGCUGCCUUUUCCUCCUGCCCGCGUGCGGGGGCCGCGCUGCCCUGGGUGGGCGGUGGAACCCGUUCGGCUGCUAAACGCUACGUGCGGCGCAGCCAAUUCCUCAGCCCGCGAGGCGCCGUGACAGGUGCAGGUUGCGGGCUGAGGACCCACCUGCCGCGGCCGCCGCGAUGCCCACCAUGCGUAGAACAGUAUCGGAAAUCCGCUCUCGCGCCGAGGGUUAUGAGAAGACGGAUGAUGUCUCAGAAAAGACUUCACUGGCUGACCAGGAGGAAGUGCGAACUAUAUUCAUCAACCAGCCCCAGCUGACAAAAUUCUGCAAUAACCAUGUGAGCACGGCAAAAUACAACAUAAUCACCUUCCUUCCAAGAUUUCUCUACUCUCAGUUCAGAAGAGCUGCUAAUUCAUUUUUUCUCUUCAUUGCACUGCUUCAGCAAAUACCUGAUGUGUCACCAACAGGUCGUUAUACGACACUGGUUCCUCUCUUAUUUAUUUUAGCUGUGGCAGCUAUCAAAGAGAUCAUAGAAGAUAUUAAACGACAUAAAGCUGAUAAUGCAGUGAACAAGAAACAGACACAAGUGUUAAGAAAUGGUGCUUGGGAAAUUGUACACUGGGAAAAGGUGACAGUAGGGGAAAUAGUGAAAGUGACCAAUGGGGAACAUCUCCCAGCAGAUCUCAUCAGCCUGUCCUCAAGCGAGCCCCAGGCCAUGUGUUACAUUGAAACAUCCAACUUAGAUGGUGAAACAAACCUGAAAAUUAGACAGGGCUUACCAGCAACAUCAGAUAUAAAGGACAUUGACAGUUUGAUGAGAAUUUCUGGCAGAAUCGAGUGUGAAAGUCCAAACAGACAUCUCUAUGAUUUUGUUGGAAACAUACGGCUUGAUGGACACGGCACUGUUCCCCUGGGGGCUGACCAGAUCCUUCUUCGAGGCGCUCAGUUGAGAAAUACACAGUGGGUUCAUGGAAUAGUUGUCUACACUGGACAUGACACCAAGCUGAUGCAGAAUUCGACAAGUCCACCACUUAAACUCUCAAAUGUGGAACGGAUCACAAACGUACAAAUUUUGAUUUUAUUUUGUAUCCUGAUUGCCAUGUCUCUCAUAUGUUCUGUGGGCUCAGCCAUUUGGAAUCGAAGGCAUUCUGGAAAGGACUGGUAUCUCAAUCUAAACUAUGGUGGCGCUAGUAAUUUUGGACUGAAUUUCUUGACCUUCAUCAUCCUUUUCAACAAUCUCAUUCCUAUCAGCUUGUUGGUUACAUUAGAAGUGGUGAAAUUUACCCAGGCAUACUUCAUAAAUUGGGAUCUCGACAUGCACUAUGAACCCACAGACACUGCUGCUAUGGCUCGGACAUCUAAUCUGAACGAGGAGCUUGGCCAGGUAAAAUACAUAUUUUCUGACAAAACUGGUACUCUGACGUGCAAUGUAAUGCAGUUUAAGAAGUGCACCGUAGCUGGAGUUGCUUAUGGCCAUGUCCCUGAACCUGAGGAUUAUGGCUGCUCUCCUGAUGAAUGGCAGAGCUCACAGUUUGGAGAUGAAAAAACUUUUAGUGAUUCAUCAUUGCUGGAAAACCUCCAAAAUAAUCAUCCAACUGCGCCUGUAAUAUGUGAAUUUCUUACAAUGAUGGCAGUGUGUCACACAGCAGUGCCAGAGCGAGAAGGCGAUAAGAUUAUUUAUCAAGCAGCAUCUCCAGAUGAGGGAGCAUUGGUCAGAGCAGCCAAGCAACUGAAUUUUGUUUUCACUGGAAGAACACCUGACUCGGUGAUUAUAGAUUCACUGGGACAAGAAGAAAGAUAUGAAUUGCUCAAUGUCCUGGAAUUCACCAGCGCUAGAAAAAGAAUGUCGGUGAUUGUUCGCACUCCAUCCGGGAAAUUACGACUUUACUGCAAAGGAGCUGACACUGUAAUUUAUGAUCGACUGGCAGAGACUUCAAAAUACAAAGAAAUUACACUAAAACAUUUAGAACAGUUUGCUACAGAAGGGUUGCGAACAUUGUGUUUUGCUGUGGCUGAGAUUUCAGAGAGCGACUUUCAGGAAUGGCGAGCAGUCUAUCAGCGCGCGUCUACAUCUGUGCAGAACAGGCUGCUCAAACUCGAAGAGAGUUAUGAGUUAAUUGAAAAGAAUCUUCAACUACUUGGAGCUACAGCCAUUGAGGAUAAAUUACAAGAUCAAGUGCCUGAAACCAUAGAAACUCUAAUGAAAGCAGACAUCAAAGUCUGGAUCCUUACAGGGGACAAGCAAGAAACUGCCAUUAACAUUGGACACUCCUGCAAGCUUUUAAGGAAGAACAUGGGAAUGAUUGUUAUAAAUGAAGGCUCUCUUGAUGGAACAAGGGAAACACUCAGUCGUCACUGCACUGUGCUUGGUGAGGCUCUUCAGAAAGAGAAUGAUUUUGCUCUUAUAAUUGAUGGGAAAACCCUCAAGUAUGCCUUAACUUUCGGAGUACGACAGUAUUUCCUGGACUUAGCUUUGUCAUGCAAAGCUGUUAUUUGCUGCAGGGUGUCUCCUCUUCAAAAAUCUGAAGUCGUUGAGAUGGUUAAAAAGCAAGUCAAAGUCAUAACCCUUGCGAUUGGUGAUGGAGCAAAUGAUGUCAGCAUGAUACAGACUGCACACGUUGGUGUCGGCAUAAGUGGCAAUGAAGGCCUUCAGGCAGCUAAUUCUUCUGACUACUCCAUAGCUCAGUUCAAGUAUUUGAAGAAUUUAUUGAUGGUUCAUGGUGCCUGGAACUAUAACAGAGUCUCCAAGUGCAUUUUGUACUGCUUCUACAAGAACAUAGUCCUCUACAUUAUCGAGAUCUGGUUUGCCUUUGUGAAUGGCUUUUCUGGACAGAUCCUCUUUGAGAGAUGGUGUAUAGGUCUUUAUAAUGUGAUGUUUACAGCAAUGCCUCCCUUAACUCUUGGAAUAUUCGAGAGAUCAUGCAGAAAAGAAAAUAUGUUGAAGUAUCCUGAAUUAUACAAAACAUCUCAGAAUGCCCUGGACUUCAACACCAAGGUUUUCUGGGUUCAUUGUUUAAAUGGCCUCUUCCACUCAGUUAUUCUGUUUUGGUUUCCACUAAAAGCCCUUCAGUAUGGUACUGUAUUCGGAAAUGGAAAGACCUCCGAUUAUCUGCUGCUGGGAAACUUUGUUUACACUUUUGUGGUAAUAACUGUGUGUUUGAAGGCUGGACUGGAGACAUCAUCCUGGACAUGGUUCAGCCACAUAGCGAUUUGGGGCAGCAUCGCUCUCUGGGUGGUGUUUUUUGGAAUCUACUCAUCUCUGUGGCCUGCUGUCCCGAUGGCCCCCGAUAUGUCAGGAGAGGCAGCAAUGUUGUUUAGUUCCGGCAUCUUUUGGACGGGCCUGUUAUUUAUCCCUGUGGCAUCUUUGCUUCUUGAUGUGCUGUACAAGGUUAUCAAAAGGACUGCUUUUAAAACAUUAGUAGAUGAGGUUCAGGAGCUAGAGGCAAAAUCUCAAGAUCCAGGAGCAGUUGUGCUUGGAAAAAGCCUCACGGAGAGGGCACAACUGCUCAAGAACGUCUUUAAGAAGAACCACGUGAGCUUGUACCGGUCUGAAUCCUUGCAGCAAAACCUGCUCCAUGGGUAUGCUUUCUCACAAGAUGAGAAUGGGAUCGUCUCACAGUCUGAAGUGAUCAGAGCGUAUGACACCACGAAGCAGAGACCCGAUGAGUGGUGAUGCGGUGGGUUGCGUCUCCACAGAGAGCUCCCAGGUCUUCACCAGAAUCUGCUGGCCAGGUCCAGGCUGGCCCAAGGAGGAGAGAGGUGGAUCUGAGCUCACAUCGUCGAUUGACAUUCAGAUUCAUGUAUGUUAUAGACAUAAGCACUGUGCAACUAUACUGUAACACCAUGUCUUUCAGACUUUUUAAAGUAUUUGCUAAGUCUUUGCAAACGUAAAUGGGAAAUGACCAUGUAUCUUGCCAGAGUGCUUUCUUAAACUGAGAACAGGUCAGUAUUCUUAUGCCUUUACUUUGGGGCUAAAACUGUCCAUUUGUUGGAUAUACCAGAAGGCAACCAGCCGUUAAAAGCUCUAAAAUGGUAAUAAAGGAACUCUUAAUAGCAGACUCAGAUUUCAGAAUACGCUGAAAAAAACCAGCACUCUUCUCUAAAACUGACUCACCUUACUGAGCAAACUUCCUAAACAAGACAUUAAUAGGUAUUUGUGUCAAAAAUUGUCUCGAUAAAUGUUUGCCAAAGAAGUUCAGUGAACAUAAUUCUGAGAAUAUUCUGUAGCCAUUUGCCCAGAAAUGUAAGAGAGAGUUCACCUCCAGUUCUGCUGUUCAAGAUCUGCAUGCCCAACUUUUCAAAUGUAAGAGUGAUGUGCAAAAAAGUAUUUCAAGGCAUUUGCUACUAAAAUCUGUGAUGUUGCACCUUUGGCCUUACAAAUGCUUCCUUCUUGUUUGUCUUGUUUAUUUGUUAGAGGGCACACUUGGCAAUGUGGCUCUGUCAUUAUGCUGAUUUUUAAGGCUGUAUUUAUGUCUCAGUCAUGAGACAUUAUGAUGAAGUUUCAUCAUUUAGGUUUUUUCUAAAAAUCUGGCUUCUGUAGAUUGAGUGAUGUCAUUUUGUCUUAAAGUUCUCUCUCUUAAGAAAAAUAUGCUUAUGUAUUUAUGUGAGAUCUCCAAUGCUUCUGUCGAGACGUUUAGACAACCGUGUCGGAUAAAUGCAUGGGCUUUUGUACUAUACGUAGGCUUGGCUUCUGUCCUGUGUUUUGUUCUCCCUGUUAGUUCCCACUAGAGAUGCCUGCUGCUUACACGGCACACCCCGUGUUAUGGUGACUGCCCCUCUACUUAAGACUGAGAAUUACUUCACAGCUCACUUGUCAAGCAGCUCCCAAAAUUGGUCACAGACUGCUAAUUGGGACAAAUAAGUAGUAUAUUUUCCCCCCUUAGAAAUACCUACUUUACUCAAGCCUAUAACUUCACAGAUAACACUUUUUCAUCGUGAGUACAUUUUGUUAAUCACAGUCAGAUAACACUUUUCAUCGUGAGUACAUUUUGUUAAUAUGUUUUAAGAUGUAUGCUCAGUUCAAUUAUUUUCAGCAUUUCCAAGACAUUUCCUGAAAAUGCCUAUUUUUGCUACCAAAAAUAAAUGGUGAAGGGUCUGUUUAAAAUCCACAACCAGUUUUCUACACUGUUUUUAAUAUAAUGCUUUCAUUUAAAAAAAAACUAAAAAGUAAUUCUACUUUUGAUCUACGUCAGAGUUCGGAGCAAAGUUUUUUGCCUUUUAUUCAAAGCCUGUUUGCCUUUAAGUGGACUUACCAGCAAAGUAGAUAGAGCUUCCUCUCUUAAAACGAAGUCAGCUAGAAUUGGAAAGAGAGAUGAUUUUCCAAGUCACUUCUUGAAUUUAAUAAUUUCACAUUCUUCUCACCCUUUUUCUCAUUUAGAUUUAAAAUUAGGUUAUGUAUCAUUUCCUACUCUGCAUUUUUAGGUAUUUAGUUACAAGUAUGCCUCCCACAUUUUCUACAAAUAAGAGAGGUUAUAACACAUACAUAAUUCUAAAGGGGGCAAGGAGUUGACAGACCCUUCCCAUUUGGGGUUCAGUAUAAACAUCCAGGAAGACCACAGGUGAGAAUCUAAGAUAAUCUUCAACAUUCUGAAGUCACAGACUUGAACUGUCUAGCAAAUGGAUAUUCAGAGCAGCUUUUCCUGGCCUCCCAGUACUGAUUGUUGAGGUCAAACCACAAAAGUCAUAAAGCAAGAAUGAAGGACAUCCCUAUAGAGGAGCGCUGUGCAGCAUUUAUAUAGAGAAGAGCUGCUUUCCCUUUUGCCUUUAUUAGAUUAAUGGCAUGCUUCUCCAAAAUUUUAAUAUCAAAUUGUGAUGGAUAAUAUAAUCGAGCUGAAUUUUCUGACUUAAUGAAAACAAAGUUGUAUUUUUAUCUUGAAACAUAGAUUGUUUCUGUGUUGCUCUUCAAUAUAGUAGAAUGCUUGUGGUUAGUAAGUUAAUGUAUGAGAUCAUGAACUGAACUAUGACUAUGCCUUUUAGUCCUAUGGUCCUUUUUUAAAUUAUCAAUAUGAAGUCAAUUUCUUUGAUUCUUGGGUGGGAGUGCAGGUUGGGCAGCAGAGAGUGACUUCUUGGUAAAACUUAAAAUAUAACAUUGCAAUUGCAUGAUGUAAUAGUGUUAAAGAAAACCCUCUGAUUUUUUAACCUUCCUAAGGACAGAAAAAGUUACACAAUUUUACCAGGAUUACAGUAAACAGUUGAAGUGGUUUUUAUUGAGUAUUUUCUGAAAUAAAGGACAGGUACUCUUCGACUUAAAAAUCCCUCAUAGGGGCUCUGGCAAAUGCUAAUACUGUUGCUUUACAAUGUUUACAAUUCAGAAAAUACUACUUAACACAGCAGAAAAAUCCUCAUUUGUUUAGCAUUGAAAAGCUGAGAGUUGCUUCUUUAAUGUUGAAUAGUAGACAGUGAUAUUGAGCAUGGGCUUUCUAAGUGUAUUAUAUAUACAUGUAAAAAUAUAUUGGUGUCUCACACUCAGAAAGAUACUAUAUGGUAACAAUUAUUAGCAGGAGAUGGUGUUUCUCAGGAAUGUAGUAAAUCUUAAAUCAUAUAUGUGCUGCCCACCCUCCCACUCCUGACCCUGUAUCUCAUGUGAGCCUGCUUCAGCAAUGUUGCAAAGUUAAUAGAAAACUUUUUCUAAUCAAGCCAGGUCAUCAUGUAUGUUACUCAGUCAUAUUAGCCACUUCAUGAAUUGUGUGGUCAUUGAAUGGAAUCAGUGAUUCCUUUUAAUUUCCAGGGGAGAAAAUAAAUUCAAGAAAUCAACAUUUAUUCUGGUCAUUAAAAUUUAUAUUUUAACUUUGCAAUUCAGCAUUCUAAAUAUCAAAUAUGAAAGUCACAUAAUUUGUUCUGCAUUGUGUGUACUGUACAUCUCUUAUAACCUGUCAUUUAAAAUGUUCUUUCAGGAAAUGAAUGCUAGUCUGAAAGCAAUAGAUUGUAUAUUUGUAGUUUUUAAAUUAUUUAUAAGAGGUUGUAAGUAUUACCAGGCUAAAUAAUAAUCAGUGUUUAUUUUCAUGCAGUUUCUCUUUAACAGUUCCUAAUUUUAAAACUCAUUUCACCAAAUAAAUCUAUAAUCUUAUAAAUAAUUGUCUACAAAAUUUAUCAAGAAAAUGCCCACCCCAUUUAUAUCAUAUGGACCAGGACUAUGAAAUUCUUUUGUAAGUUACUUAAUGUAACACGAUGCAGUUCAGUGCCUAAUGAUGAACAUUUCUACAAUGCCUCUUUAAGAGACCACGUUGUGACUUUUUUCUCACAUAAAAUAGCUGAAGUCACUUGUGAAACUUAGUUAUACUUUGCUGCAUUUUAAUUAACCUUUAACAGCUAUUAAAGUGGAAUGUAAGUUAAAUCUUGAAGGAAAGGAAAUAAAUGUUUUCCAUUUUUGUGUUGAUUUACUUUCUGUAUGAGAGCAGCUGUGUUUUUGAUAGGUUUAUGGUUUGCAUGAAUUAAUAUUUAAAGUGGUCGAGGCCAAUGCAUGGCAAUUGCUGUAAAUCUUGAUGUUUGUUUCUGCCUUAUAAAAUUCUAUCAUGGCCUACCUGGAACUUAAUAUUCAGUAGACAAAUUAAUUGGUCCUCUUACAACUUUGUUUUUUGUAAGUAAACUAUUUUACAAACAAAUGUGAACAAAUUUAAUUGAAACUCUUGUUUAGCUGGCCUCUAAGAACUUUUCUUAAUAAAGCUCACAAAAUUUCUCAGCAAAUAACUCUCCCUUAAGUAGGAAAAAACCUAGAUUUCAUACUUGCUUACUUUGAAUUAGCAGCAACUUUCCAUAAGUAAAUCUGCUCUUGCAAAAACGUGAGCAGAAUAUUAAAAUAUAUAUAUAUAUUUUUACAUUUUGUGGUUUUAGAAUAGAAGCCAUUAAUGCAGUUUACACUGUUGGUUGUUUGCUUAACUACUUCAAGCUUCAUUUUCGCCUUUUCAGGUUUAUUGGGUUUAAAAAAAGGCAGCCCUUAGAAGGCAGCUACUAUGGAAAAGUGAAGUUUGCAUUCAAGAUAAAAUAGUAUUUUCAGCUCCGUGAAGAACCGUUCCUGCUGAAACUGCUGUAGAAAUUGUGAAGCUGCAUGAGUGGAGAGUUUUGAAUCUGUGAUUAUAGUAGUUCUCUCAGGUUUGUUUAUCUUGAUGUUCAAUGCACUGUGUUCUGUAAAUAGUUAUUAAAGUUGAGUAAUAUUCAGUUCUAUGCAGUGUUCCUUGUCACUGGCCUUUUGUGAAUGUGCAUGUUUUAAAUGGCAAAUUUUAAACAGUCUGUCCUCUGUUACUAAUAUUGAAAUAAACUGUACCAUUACAUAAA
This is a messenger RNA of Manis javanica (Malayan pangolin), 8355 nucleotides long. It is a transcript of the gene ATP8A1, whose product is annotated as ATPase phospholipid transporting 8A1. Lineage: Eukaryota; Metazoa; Chordata; Mammalia; Pholidota; Manidae. Gene Ontology annotation, biological process: phospholipid translocation. Gene Ontology annotation, cellular component: plasma membrane; trans-Golgi network. The record is from RefSeq and is a predicted model, not a curated record. Gene Ontology annotation, molecular function: ATP binding; magnesium ion binding; ATP hydrolysis activity.